This is a messenger RNA of Chaetomium globosum CBS 148.51, 4665 nucleotides long. RefSeq lists its product as uncharacterized. Lineage: Eukaryota; Fungi; Ascomycota; Sordariomycetes; Sordariales; Chaetomiaceae. The record is from RefSeq and is a predicted model, not a curated record. Bases 1 to 4665 code for a protein of 1554 amino acids. The transcript is spliced from 4 exons.
AUGCCGCAUGAUGGCGCGAGCAGCGGCACCGCGGCGCUACCGAUGGUGGUCAACGGAGAUGCGGCCGGACUCGAGCAGAGCCGCCACCACGCCCUCGCCAACCUCAGUGACAAGCCACCAACCGCGCCGCGCAACAACGACGAAACCGCUGCGACUCAAGUACGGACGGGAGAAGACAUCUACGAAGAGAAGAUCAGACAUUUCGUGGUCAAAGUAACGAAAACGAACAACUAUGCGGAGGUCACCGAAGACCAGAAUAAGUGGGCCCGCGAAGUUUUCGCGAUGGCGAUUGCCGUUGGGCCGCCGAGGGCUACGGGCGAUAACGCGGCGUAUGCCACGAAGGGCGACCUCGAGGAGGUUAAACAAAUGCUCCGGAACAUCACCGGGGGCGGAGGAACACCCGGGGGACUGCAGAAGCAACGGUCCUACGCGGACGUGGCGGGUGGCCACCAGGCCGCUGGAGGCCGCAGCCACUGGCCAGCUGCGGGACCGCCGAUGGUCCAGAAGCACAUCCCGGCGAGGCUCACAAGACAGAUCACGGUCCGCGCCCGGAAUAUCCCCACCGGCCUUGCGAAGCGAACGGCAGAGGAGACCGUACAGGCAAUCAAUAUAGCCGCGGCGCGGAACGGAGCAAGGGCAGCGCAGAGACUACCCAGCGGAGACUUUACGGUCACAUUUGGCGAGGAGGAACGCAAUUGGUAUAUGGAGAACCAGGGCUGGGUUACAAAGGCGUUUGGACCGGAGGCGACGAUCGCCUUCAGCACUAUCCCGAUCAUUGUGCGGGGGAUACCGUGGGAGAGUAUCGACGGAGUCGAUGCGGAGACGCUGGGGAGACAGCUGUCCGCAGCGAACGCUGGAAUGAAGAUUAUACGAGCUAGACCGCACAAGAGGAGGCAAGCCGAAAAGACUCGAUUUGGAAGGCUACUACUAGAGGUUUUCUCGCCGGAACAGGCAGAGCGCCUUACGAAUGGCCCACUCUUCUGGAAGGGGGGGGCGUACUACUGCGAGCCCUACGAGCCCGCAGCGAACACGCUGCAGUGCUUCGCUUGCUACCAGUUCGGCCACUUCGCAGCGACCUGCAAGAACCGGAAGAUCUGUGGAAGGUGCGGAAACGACAGACACGAAGGCCCAAGGUUUGGUGAAGAGGUAUGCCCAGCGAACGCGAACCCGAGGCUUGUCCGCUGCGGUCCCUGCGGAGCCCAGGGGGGAGGCCACUUCGCCUUCUCUAGGGACUGCCCAAGAGUUCAGGGGCAACAGGAGAGAGCAUCGAGGGCCUUCUACGAGAGGCCCCGGUCCUUCGCGCCCCCACCGAAGCACAGGAACACACCACCCCAGGGGGUAGGGGCCGAGGAAGCCCCCCCUCUAGUCACCACAGCGGACACACAGCUACAACCCACGGAACUUACAGAGGCCGACCACGAGAGUGCCCAGGGGGGUUUCGAAGAGGUACAGCCAAGAAGAAGCAACCGGAAGCGGAGGGGUACCGCUACGGGAAUACUGGGGCGCCCGGUUGGGCGCCCCCCCAAGCGGGGAAAGCAGCGUACGGGCCUCUCCGUGGUAGCAAUGCUCAACCGGACCCGGCGGGUCCACGGCUCCCCCGCAGCUAGCAGUGGCGGAGGUACUCCCGAAACGUGGGCCGCGAGAACUGACCCCCCCGCGGAAUGCGGCGCCGAAGAGGCACUGACAGUCUGGUCGGUAUACUCCCCAGGCCAGGGGCCAGGGGAACCAUACGAACAAUGGAAGACACCACUCAAAGAGCUUGCAGAGAGACAGCCGCGGGGCCGUAAUGUGGUUGUAGGGGAUAUGAAUCUCCACCACCCGAUGUGGGAUGCAGAAGGCAGAACAAGCCGGGGCGUGGGCCUGCUCCACGGCCUCGCAGAGGUCUGGGGGCUCGACCUUAUAACACCAUGGGGCGACGUUACCCGCUACGGCGGUGUACCACGGACCGGGGGACCCGUGCUUAGGGGGGUCAGACCAUGUCCCACAACGAAUCUCGGUCUACGACGAGAGGCAGGGCAGAAAAGAGAGCGUAGCGAAGUCCUAGAGGGCUGGAGCUGGGGCUUAAUGAACGAGGAGCAAGUCGAAGAGCUAGCGAAAGCUAGGAUCACUGUCCCCGAACGAAUCGAACACCCGGAGCAAGUGGAACCCUCCUUCAACAAACUACUAGAGGAGCUAAUUGGAAUCGCGAACGAGGCGGUCCCACAGAGAAAGCGUAGUAGCGGAAGGCAGGCCAUCUGGUGGAACAUUAAAGUCAAGAACGCGACGAGGAGAACGCGAAAAGCCUUCCGAGACUGGAGAGCUGUGAGGACGCCGUGGCGCCGCGAAGAACUCGAAGAGGCGAGGAGAGCACAGAGAGCUAUCAUCAGAAGGUCGCAGACGAAGUGCUGGAGGCAGGGUAUCCACGAAGCAUCGGCCGACCCCCAGAAACUGUGGGCUAUAGAGAGGUGGGCGAGGCUCCGAAGCCAUAUCGCGGCGGCACCACCAAAGAUCCCUUCCCUAACCAAGGAGGAUGGAGGCACAGCAGAGACGCAUGGGGAGAAGUCUAAUAUCCUCGCAGGCCGGUUCUUCCCUACCGUUAUACCAGGAGUCGACCCGGGGCCGCGGGGAUAUAGCCACGGGCCCGAUAAGGAGUACGAGUUCCUCCACCAGGAAGUGACCAACGAGGAUAUUAGAAAGACCCUUGCAAGAACAGCAAACAACAAGGCACCUGGGGAGGAUGGACUUUCCAACGGGUUCCUAAAGGCCUGCGGCGAGCCCCUGUACAACGCAAUGGCGGUCCUUACAAGAGGGAGCCUCGCGCACGGAGUGUUCCCGCGGCGAUUUCGCAGCGGAAGAGUAGUGGUACUUAGGAAGCCCGCAGCGUCGGGAAAAGUCGUCGAAAAUGGUAAUCGCAGAACGCCUCUCCCGGGAAGCGGAGAAGCAGGGAUGGCUGCCCGAGGGGACAGAUGGGGAACCGCAGCGGCCGCUCCACGGGGCUUCGCGAUCAGGGUGGUCACAGAUGCCGUACACGAGACCUGGCGGCAUAAGGCGAACGCAUCUCUCCUUCAACUAGACCUCAAAGGGGCCUUCGAUAGGGUACACCAUGGAUGGCUUACAAGGACCCUUAGAGAGCUGGGGGUCCCGCUGUGGACCCUUAGAUGGGUCGAUUCGUUCACCGAUGGGAGGUCGGCAAAACUCUGGUUCGAUGGGACGAUGUCCGAAAGGUACGAGGUGGCCGCAGGGGUCCCGCAGGGGUCCCCCCUCUCCCCAAUCCUCUUCCUUCUAUUUAUCUCAACACUCUACAAGAGGCUCGAGGCAGUAAGGGGGGCAAUCGUGGUAGGGUUCGCAGACGACACCAAUAUCCUAGCCGUAGCGGAGACGACGGAGGGUACCUGCGGCAUCCUAGCGGAGGCCUGGGGACACUGUGCGGGCUGGGCAGCAGAGAGAGGUAUGGAAUUCGAGCCAGCGAAGAGCGAACUAAUCCACUUUUCGAGAGCAAGGGCCCCGAUCGAGAAGACCCUAACGAUCGAGGGGGUAGAGCUAAAACCAGUUGAGGAUGCUAGAUUCCUUGGGGUUUGGCUCGAUAGGAAGCUGAGGUACCGCGCACACCUCGCGGCGGUGAGGAAGAAGAUGAAGACCCAGAUCUGUGCCCUAACAAGGCUCGCCGCAAAGACGUGGGGGUGUACCUUCGCGAGGGCGAGGGAGAUCUACUCGAAAGUGAUCCGCAGUGCGAUCGCGUAUGGAGCCCCAGCCUUCCACACCCCUACAGAGGUAGGGGGCCCCCCCCGCGGGGUUGCAAAGGAACUCGCAAAGAUCCAAUCGGAGUGCCUUAGGGUUGUCGCUGGGGCCUACAACGCUACCCCAAUACGGAGCUUGGAGACAGAAACCUAUUGCCCACCCAUCGACCUGUACCUCAACAAGAGGCUCCUUGCCUUCGAGGAUCGGGUUAGGAUAUCAGAGGAGGCGAGGCUAAUCCGCCAGACCCCUGUCACAAUCGCUGCGAUCCUGCGGCGGAGGCGCAGAAGGAGGAGAGGAAGACCUCGGCGGGAGGUAGCCGAUAUAGCAACGGCACCAGCGGAAAAGGGCUCAGGCGAAUGGAAGAAGAGGUGGGCACAGGAAUGGGCCCCCCUCGAGUCGAGGCCGGAAAAGGAGGAGCUAGAGCCAGGGUCGACCGGCCCAGUACCAAACCACAAGAAACAGCUCGAGAGGUGGAUGGAGGCGGCAAUGAGAAGGGAGUGGAUUGGAAGAUGGGAGAGUGAGGUAGCUAGGGUGGUCGCUAGGAACCCGGGGCGGGCCCUCGAACCGGCCGAUGCGACCGCGCGGUUCGACGCCUCUGUUAUGAACCGACACCGGUCGAGGGAUCCAGCCUGGGAGCUAUCGAACGCGAGGAGUACCCUCCUAGUGCAAGCGAGGACCGGGAAGAUUGGGCUUCGAGGGUUCCUCUUUACUAGGAGGGUCCCCGAGGUGGUAACGCCGGUAUGCCGCUGCGGUAUGGCGCGCGAGACAUUUGAACACCUCGUACUCGAAUGCAACGGAGCCGCAGAUAAACCUCAGCCCUGGCCAGACGACGGCGCAGAGCUACUGGAGUGGCUAGAUGACAUGGAGAAGGCUGCCACAAUGGUGGGUUGGGGUACUUGGGCUGGGGAGGCUGAACGAGUUCCGGCUGGCGGUAGAGCUGGAAAUUGA